Molecule: messenger RNA, 1539 nt
Organism: Ooceraea biroi (clonal raider ant)
Lineage: Eukaryota; Metazoa; Arthropoda; Insecta; Hymenoptera; Formicidae
Source: RefSeq, a predicted model, not a curated record
UGUGUCGCUUGAGAGAAACCACCGGUCACUCUCACAUGCACUCCCGUAUUUGAUCAGAAACCUAACCUAGCUUCCAAGCUGCAUGAUAGGUGCGUGUAAUAUAAUUAUGUCGCAGAAUUAUCUGUACACUUUAUAUUAUGCGAUACAGCGAUGUAUAUAUACGUGUUAUAAAUAAUGUGUAUAGGUUUUUUGAGUUGCUUUGUAAAAACAACUCUUUCGAAGUAUAACAGACUCAAAAUACACUCGCGCUGAAUCGCGCCUGUUUGAAUCAUACACUACACCCCUUCAGAAGAGUUUUUAAAUGUCGAAAUCUGCAAGCUGGUAUCACACAAGUCGCCGUUCGUUAGAUGAAUAGAUUGGUUGUCGUUUGAUGGGAUAUCUGGAGUUUUCCGAAAAUCUGUUCAGAAAUUUUAGAGUUUUCAUUGACUUCUCUUUUUAAAAUAUUGGCAAUUUAAUUCAAAUUAAAUUUACCAUAAAAAGGACCACCUUUAGCCGACAUUUUUAUUUGAUUAUCUGACAAGUACUACUAUUUAGUUUAUUCAAGACUGCGACCAAAUGGUAAAAUAGGUCGCAUAAUAAUUAUACUUUUCGUAAUCAGUAAAAAUGUCUCAAAUUACGUAUGUGCUUUUUGAAAAAUAAAGACACAUCAAUGCAUACCUACCAUUAAGAUUAUAACUUUGCGUGUCCUCCGCACGAGGUCCUCAAAAUCAAUUCGGAAAUUGCUCGUCACUUCUAUCAACCCUUAAUUUAAAUUUGAAUUAAAACUUCCUUUUCUUAAAAAAAUGGUGCAUCAUUAUAAAAAUAUGUAAAUUAAAAACAAAAAAAAGGACAAGCAGAAGGACUUUCGAUAAGUAAUCAAGCAAGCGAUAAAAAAUGCGUGACUCUUCGAGAGGAUCGACAGAAAAUUAAAUCUUAAGUCUGAUGUAAAUCUAAACACAAGAUUGAUCGAAAAAUUGCAACGGUAACAUGAGGAGGACACCGAGCAAACGUGUCCUCGCAGGACCGUCACGCUUACUGCUGCAGAAACCGUACGGAUUCUGUUGCGAUGAGCAGGCUCAGGAUCCUGAGAAGGGCUACGAUCUGCGGAAUCCACCCUUUGCGUCCUCCUUAACGGACGUGGUUCUCGACGAGGGUGGACCCGGCGUGAAAUUCCGUGUCGAGGACAUCGGUCGGCCACCGUAUCCGAUUCAACGCAGAAUCCUGGAGAUCAAGGAUAAGGCUUACUUGGGACGUUGCAAGCAGUGCCGAGGUCCGUUGCGAUGGUACCUGGAGGACGAAAUUGCGCUCGGGCGCGAAGUUGUUGCUAAGAAGAGACGGGAUGAUUACAACGAGAGUGUAAAGAGGAACCUGAAGAUUGCUAAACAAAAAGCAAAAGAACGCCGAAGAAUUAAGCGCAUUAAAGGUCGGAAAUUGCAGAACAUUAUUCCAGAAUUAGAAAUUAUACAGAAUAAUCAAGAGUUGGAGAACUGAACUUGAAAGAAGCUCAGAUCUGUAUGUGUUCCUUGCAAGCAAAGUAGAAAGUUCUUAUAAUACCUAAAA